This is a messenger RNA of Sphaerulina musiva SO2202, 3418 nucleotides long. Its product is annotated as molybdopterin binding oxidoreductase. The record is from RefSeq and is a predicted model, not a curated record. The coding region runs from base 1 to 1662 and encodes 553 amino acids. The transcript has 3 exons. NCBI's taxonomy places the organism in Eukaryota, Fungi, Ascomycota, Dothideomycetes, Mycosphaerellales, Mycosphaerellaceae. Gene Ontology annotation, molecular function: oxidoreductase activity; molybdenum ion binding. Gene Ontology annotation, cellular component: mitochondrion.
AUGACUGUCCCGAACGCCUCUCCACGUGACGUGGUUGCCAGCCAGCCUCACACCACGCACGGCGUAGGCACCAAAGUCAUCCUGCCCAAUUCCGGCUCCAUUCACGACUUUCCCGUCGACAAGACCGACUUUCCCACCUUUCCCGAAGAGCGCGCCGGAUGGAAGGGCUAUGUGGAAUGGGAAAAGUAUCCCGAGAAGCGAGCCGAGUGCGAACGAAUUCUGGCUCAGUACAAGUUCCCAUCUCCUCCAGAAUUCCAAUUGCAGCCCUUGCCCAAGACCAAUCCCGUCCUGGAGGGCGUCCGCUGGAAACAAUACCAUUAUGCUUGUGGUCCCACGCUUCGAGACAUUCCAGAUAUCAGCUGGAAGUAUGUCCAGGAGGAAAAGAGUGCCGACAUGAUUCACGUUCUCCAGUUCCCGUACAAUGGUGAACCUCCUCGGAAGCGUCUCGUGGAGACGGAAAUCACCUCGAACCGUGAUUUCUUCGUCCGCAACCACGGAGGCAUUCCCGAGAUUGAAGAAGAUGCAUUCGAAUUGGACAUUGAAGGACUUGUCAAGAACCCGAUGAAGCUCACCCUAGCCGACCUCAAGAACGAAUCUCUCUUCCCCAAACGCUCGCAUGUCGUCAGCUUGCAAUGCUCCGGCACCCGACGUAUCGAACAAAUCAACCAAUACCCGGGCGACGGCGACGAACUCAUCAACGCACCGUGGGGCGAAGGCGCCAUAGGUAACGCACGCUGGGGAGGCGUCUAUCUCAAAGACGUCAUCGCCCACUGCGGCGGUCUCUCGGAUCCCUCUGCAGAAAACGACAUCCAUCUCGAAUUCUUCGGCGCAGACACGUAUUUCAAAAAGGGCAAAGUAUACAACUACGUCGUCUCGGUCCCCUACCGCAAAGUCAAAUUCGAAGAAGUCAUGCUCGCCUGGGAAAUGAAUGGCGUGCCCCUCCCGAAAAUCCACGGCUUUCCCUUGCGGACAGUCGUCUUUGGAUACAUUGGCGCACGAAGUUGCAAAUGGUUGUAUAAAAUCCGCGCCAUUCGUGGUCCCAGUCAGGCACCGGUGCAGAAAAAGGAAUAUUUGUAUUAUACUCCUCAACUCGGAAAACAGAAUGUGCAAUAUUCGAAUGGUUUCUCCAUUCAGGAUAUGCCCGUCUCCAGCGCCAUCAUGACACCUGUGGACAUGGAUCAGAUUAUACAUGAUGGGACCAUCAAACUCACCGGGUGGGCGUAUUCGGGUGGUACGGGGGGUCAUUGGCCACAGAGAGUGGAGGUGAGUGCUGAUGGGGGAAGUGUGUGGUAUGAGGUACCAUUUGAGAAUCUGAGCAAAAAAUACUAUUACGGCUGGAGAACGUGGCACAUUGAAAUGCCCGUCGACGCCGAAGGUUGGCUCGAAUUCUGCUGUCGGACAUGGGAUAAUGCAAACAAUACCCAACCGACUUAUGUCCGAAGUGCAUGGAACUUCGAUUUACACGUGACAUCUUCCUGUCAUCGCGUCAAAAUCUACUCCAUCAAUCGCUCUCACCCCGCAACUGCAAGGCGUUUACAACAAUUAGAAGAGGUCGGGGCGUCGAUUCUGCCUAUUACGCAGCCUUUGCCGUUUGAUCUGGAGACGGAUGAGCAUUAUGAAGCAGAGAUGGAGGCGAGAGAUGGGAGAGAUCCGCGGGAGUGAUGGGGUCAAAAUCUUUCUGAUUUUUUUUAUACCUGACCUGACCUGACCUGAUCUGACCUGACCGACCUGACCUUGCCUUACCUUAGCACACAUCAAGUUUUAGUUUCUCAUGAUGAUAAUGAUGUUUAUACGACGAUAUAUGAUACGUUUUUCUUGGGCUGGUCGAUCGGUCGCGCUGGUGGGGCUAAGGGUUAGUAUUCUUUACUACUCAUGAUGAGUACAUCAAGGCAUGCUGUUCAUGAGCUUGUAGUAGAUGGACAUGUCACGAGGCCAUCAUGUCAUCAGUGGAGGGAAUUGUGAACGUUAUGUGUUCGAACGUGUCAACUUGAUAGUGCAAAACUCAAGUUCCCGUAAUGAAGAAGCUCAAUAGACUGCCAGCAGUCAGUCCGCCCACCAGACACAGUCCCAUAAAGCCGCCCGCAGCUUCGCGUUCUUCUUCUGCCACCCACUCUCCAGCACCAAUCAUACAAGUGCUUCCCAGAUAGCCAUUGGACAGUCCAAACAGGAGCUGUACAACGACCAGAUAGAAGAAAUCACUCGAUAUGAUAGCGCCUUGGCCACGGAUAUUGCACAGGUGGUAUAGUCCAACAAAGGCCAAUCGAGAACAUGCGAAAAUGAAGACGACUCUGGGCCAGCGAACGAGGGACAAAGCGGGCACCGCUGUGAUCAACCUCCCUGCCAAAUCGCCAGAGUUCCAGAAGAGAAGUGCUAGAGGGAUGAAGCUUGCUGGCUGUAGAAUAGGAGGCUGCUCGGAGGGUGGCCGGACAGAUACAAUGCGCUGCGUGAAGACGGGGUACACCAUGGUGAUGGCAAAGGUGACAAAGACACCUGCCGCCAGCCAGAUGAGUUUCUUCAGCAGAUACAGUAGAGGUAUCGACUUCCUCUCGGCAGGUUCAUCGGCCAUAUCGUGCGUCGGCAGCUGCCUCUUUGCUGAUGGCCUAUUAUCCCUCGCAGCCAGCACCGAGAAUGCCAACAACGUCACCACACUAAUGACCGUAGCCGUCACAAAGUAUGCCAGCGCCGCCUUCCAAUUCACCGGUGGCGGUCCAUGUCCACCUUGCUCACUCUCCCCCUCCUUUGGCCUCACGCUCAACACCGACACAAUCUGCGCAAUACAAGGCAGCACGCCCGCGAUAGCCUGCCCCGUCAUAAUGCCCUGCGUGAACUUGGGCUCUCCAUAGCCCGACACAAACGCAAACACUCCAUUCUGACAGAACCCGGUCGCGAGCGAUGUGAAGAAGAUGACGGCCAUCAGAAAAGCAAAAUAGACCCCCGCACUCGUCUCGAUUGCUGUGCUGACCGCCAGUAACGAGAAGACCACCAUGUUAAUCCCCAGACCUAGUACGAUUCUUUUGGCAUAAUUCGCCCCGCUUUGUAGUCGUGUGAGGAUCAGCAUGGCGCCCAGGUUUGUGAUGGUGGAGACGGAGAUUUCGGCGGCUUGGAAGUUGGCGAAGAUCCAGUCGUUGUCGCGGAAGCGGUGUUGGAAGUAUGGGCCGGCGGCAAGGAACAUAUUCCAGGCCCAGAGCAUGGAGAUGCCCAGGAGGAGGAAGAUGGAGUAUUCGACGUAGAAGCCAUUAUGAUGGUGGUGGUGGUCAGUGGGUUUUGGUUGUAGCGCAGAGGUGCUGUUGACGAUGUCGGCCUCAUCCUCCUCCUCUUCCCCAUCUCCGCCGCUGUUGCUGGGUACGGGUUGGUAGGGCUGUUGGUGUUGGCCCUGCCACACCUUGCGCAGGCGAUCCAUGAUACUGCUGGGCGUGAG